Molecule: messenger RNA, 1964 nt
Organism: Condylura cristata (star-nosed mole)
Lineage: Eukaryota; Metazoa; Chordata; Mammalia; Eulipotyphla; Talpidae
Gene: MTAP
Product: methylthioadenosine phosphorylase
Exons: 7
Coding region: 1-765 (254 amino acids)
Biological process (GO): nucleoside metabolic process
Cellular component (GO): cytosol
Molecular function (GO): S-methyl-5-thioadenosine phosphorylase activity
Source: RefSeq, a predicted model, not a curated record
AUGGCUUCAGGUGCCACCACCACCCCGGUGAAGCCUUCUGAUGCCUUAAUUUUGGGGAAGAUAAAGAAUGUUGAUUGUGUCCUCCUUGCAAGGCACGGGAGGCAGCAUACCAUCAUGCCCUCUAAAGUCAACUACCAGGCCAACAUCUGGGCUCUGAAGGAGGAGGGCUGCACACACAUCAUUGUGACGACGGCCUGUGGCUCCUUGAGGGAAGAGAUUCAACCUGGAGACAUCAUCAUUAUUGACCAGUUUAUCGACAGGACUGCCAAAAGGUCUCAGACCUUCUACGACGGGAGUCACCCUUGUGCCAGAGGCGUGUGUCACAUCCCCAUGGCUGAGCCCUUCUGCCCCAAAACGAGAGAGGUCCUCAUAGAGACCACCAAGAAGCUGGGUCUCCGGUGCCAUCCACGAGGGACAAUGGUCACAGUUGAGGGACCUCGUUUUAGCUCCCGGUCAGAAAGCUUCAUGUUCCGCACCUGGGGCGCUGAUGUUAUCAACAUGACUACGGUGCCAGAAGUGGUUCUUGCCAAGGAGGCGGGAAUUUGCUAUGCAAGUAUUGCCAUGGCAACAGAUUACGAUUGCUGGAAGGAGCACGAGGAAGCGGUUUCAGUGGACCGGGUCUUAAAGACCCUGAAGGAAAAUGCCAACAAAGCCAAAAGUUUGCUCCUCACAACCAUACCUCAGAUAGGUUCCAUGGAGUGGUCAGAGACACUCCAUAACCUAAAAAAUAUGGCCCAGUUUUCUGUUUUAUUACCAAGACAUUAAAAAAGCCAGGUUGACAGAAGGUGAGAAGACUUUAAUUCUGGUCAUUUGAGGAAUCUACUUACCUUGAAAACACAUGAAAAAUACCUGCAGCUUUCCUGUCCUGGCCAGUAAAGAACAUGUGAUAAAAUGGUAUACAUUACAGCAAUGGCUUUGAAGACACUUGGAUUGGAAAAGAAGGGGAAGCCAGUGACUGUGAAACAUGGACAGUACAUUUGAUGGCUUAGAAACAAUACAUUUGAUGACCAUAUACCAUUCACUCUUCCUUCAUGAAUUUGUAACAAUAAAGGCUGCAAAGUAAUAUUUAAUUUUUGUAUUGCCAAGGCCUUUGAAUAGGAAAUGGGACUCGAAGGCCAUUCAUUGAUGUGACUGUUACAAUAGUGCAAACAUUUUGAAGGGUAGUUUGGGAACAUGUAGUGCAAGACUUAAAAAUUCUUGGCUCCUUUGUGCUGUUUACUCCUAGAAUUUAUCUUGGAAAAUUAUCAGCAUUAACACACAGAGAAUUAUGUGAAGAAAAAUGUUUAGCAUAGUAUUAGUUGCAAUAGUAAAUAAUCAAAAUAAUCUGAAUAUUCUAAAAAUGGGAGAUAAAUUAUGGUUUAGCUCUAACUUUAAAGCUGAAGAUCAUGUUUUCAUAGCAUAAUGCAUUGGUUGUGUUCUGAUAUGAAAUAAAGGACAUGCAGGUAUUUAAAGUACUAAAUUCACUUUAAAAUGCUACAUAUGUACACGAAAAGACUAGAGAGAAUCUUGUUAUAUUUGGAUGACAGAAACGAAAUUAUUUUACUUUUCUGCCUUUGUUUUCUACAGUCAAUAUAAUAAAGUAGUAAAAUUGUUUUAAAAAUAAAAAUGGACUUAGAUCUUGUUCUUGAACACACUGUUAGUAAUGAAACAAGAUGUAAGAUGGUGUGUUAUGGAGUUCUGUUGGAUUCCAUCUUAAUUUUGUUAAGGAGGCCUGUUCAUGACUUGGGUAGUCAGAACAAUACAUGAGUUUUACAACUCAAGAAUGUUUAAGCUCAAGAUAGUUGUUUAAGCACAAGGUAGUCGUGAAGUUGAACUGUUUGAGACUACACACAUUUUAGUGUGUCCGACAAUUUUAAAGUUCCUUUUUGAGUCGUUCUCCUUUUUAUGAGUUGAUACUUCAUGUGAGUUAAUGAUUUUUGCUUUUUUUUUUUAAAAAAAAAGAUUUAUUUAUUUGUGCAUACAGA